GCAGCUGUCACGUCAUCACCCCGCGCCUCAAACCUCGCCUGACAUGUAAUCGGUCGUGUUGAUUUUCUCUGAGCUCACGUUUCCGGUGAAAUGUCGGUUUUUCACGACGAAAUCGAGAUCGAGGACUUUGAAUAUGACGAGGACACAGAGACGUUUUAUUUCCCGUGUCCCUGUGGAGACAGAUUCGCCAUCACGAAGGAGGACCUGGAGAACGGAGAGGAGGUGGCAACGUGUCCGAGCUGCUCACUGAUUGUGAAAGUCAUCUAUGAUAAGGACUUGUUCAUGUUGGGAGAGAUCAUCGAAGCUCCGUCGUCUUCAGAGACCAAACUGGAACUGGCUCAGUCCUGAACUCCAUCAACCCCCCCCCCCCCCCCCCCCCCCCCCCCCCCCCACUAACUUCUGAAAACUACAGACUGAUCCUUUAAACACUCUUUAUUUAUGCAGACAGACUGAGUUUGAAACCAGGACUAAAGUUUUGUGUAAAGAUUAUUUUAUGGAGGUUGUUGAUGCUGAUGUGUUCAGGUGCUGCUGGGAAACAUCAGAUUCUUCACUGUCACUUUUUUAGCAGAAGAAACGUGUGAAUAUUUAUAUUAUACUUUUCAUAACGUUAGUGUUUGUUUGUUGUGUGUUUUCUGAGGGUUUUAAUAAACUGAUUAAAAAACAAAUUUGAA
Messenger RNA from Lates calcarifer (barramundi perch), 671 nucleotides. Its product is annotated as diphthamide biosynthesis protein 3. Gene Ontology annotation, biological process: protein histidyl modification to diphthamide. NCBI's taxonomy places the organism in Eukaryota, Metazoa, Chordata, Actinopteri, Centropomidae. The record is from RefSeq and is a predicted model, not a curated record. Bases 91 to 348 code for a protein of 85 amino acids. The transcript has 3 exons. Gene Ontology annotation, molecular function: metal ion binding.